AUGAGCAUGUGCUGGGGUGCAGCUGACACGCAGCACCAUGCUGCAAAUCAUGGCUUGCGAUUUGGGAGCCCGCUCUUCUGCAAUCAAAUCACAGACCAUUAUCUGCAAAAAUGGACCAUGCAUGAAGAGAGGGCCUAUCACACGGGCGGCCAACCGACGUUGCAGACGCCUUGCAAGGUCCAGCAUAAUACGAAAGACAAGUUUGAGGCUGUGGCAGGCAGUAUUUCGUUUAACAAGGGGCAAGUACCGUCAAGAGGA
Molecule: messenger RNA, 258 nt
Organism: Pyricularia pennisetigena
Lineage: Eukaryota; Fungi; Ascomycota; Sordariomycetes; Magnaporthales; Pyriculariaceae
Exons: 2
Source: RefSeq, a predicted model, not a curated record